Mauremys mutica (yellowpond turtle) is the source of this 2615-nucleotide messenger RNA. It is a transcript of the gene SDAD1, whose product is annotated as SDA1 domain containing 1. The transcript is spliced from 22 exons. Gene Ontology annotation, biological process: ribosomal large subunit export from nucleus; ribosomal large subunit biogenesis. The record is from RefSeq and is a predicted model, not a curated record. The coding region runs from base 96 to 2177 and encodes 693 amino acids. Gene Ontology annotation, cellular component: nucleolus. Lineage: Eukaryota; Metazoa; Chordata; Testudines; Geoemydidae.
GGAAGCCAAGAUGGCGGCGCCCAGGGGUAGCCCACGUGGUUGUUCCGGGAGGAGCAGAGCGUCUCGUAGGCGGUAGCGCCCGGGCUCCAGCAACCAUGUCCGGCCGCAACAACAACAAGCUGCCCAGUAACCUGCCCCAGCUGCAGAACCUGAUCAAGCGGGACCCGCCGGCUUAUACCGAGGAGUUUCUCCAGCAGUAUCGUCACUACCAGUCCAAUGUGGAGAUUUUCAAACUCCAGCCCGAUAAGCCCAGUAAGGAGCUGGCUGAAUUGGUGAUCUUCUUGGCACAGGUUGGGCACUGCUAUCCAGAACAUCUAGUUGAUUUUCCGCAGCAGUUGAAAGAACUGCUUUCUUACAACCACAGUGUUUUGGAUGCAGAUCUUCGAAUGACAUUUUGCAAAGCUCUGAUCUUAUUAAGAAACAAGAAUCUAAUAAACCCUACAAGUUUGCUGGAACUCUUCUUUGAACUCUUGCGCUGCCAUGAUAAACUUCUACGAAAAACUUUAUAUACUCACAUUGUGACAGACAUCAAGAAUAUAAAUGCUAAACACAAGAACAAUAAAGUGAAUACAACACUGCAGAACUUCAUGUAUACUAUGUUAAGAGACAGCAACCCUACUGCAGCCAAGAUAUCUCUGGAUGUGAUGAUCGAACUAUAUAGAAGGAAUAUUUGGAAUGAUGCCAAAACAGUAAACGUUAUCACAACAGCCUGCUUUUCCAAAGUCACAAAGAUACUUGUUGCUGGUUUGAAAUUCUUCCUUGGGAAAGACGAAGAUGAGAAAAGAGAGAGUGAUUCAGAAUCUGAGGAUGAAGGGCCCACGGCCAGAGACCUCAUGGUGAGAUAUGCAACAGGAAAGAAAACCACCAAGCACAAGAAGAAGCUGGAGAAAGCCAUGAAGGUUCUGAAGAAACACAAGAAGAAGAAAAAGCCAGAGGUGUUUAACUUCUCCGCUAUUCAUUUGAUCCAUGAUCCCCAAGAUUUUGCAGAGAAACUCCUAAAGCAGCUGGAGACCUCCAAGGAACGGUUUGAAGUGAAGAUGAUGCUCAUGGACCUUAUCUCUAGACUAGUUGGAAUACACGAGCUCUUUCUCUUUAACUUCUAUCCCUUUGUGCAGCGGUUCAUGCAGCCCCAUCAGAGAGAAGUGACCAAGAUCCUUCUUUUUGCUGCACAAGCAUCUCAUCAGCUGGUGCCGCCAGAGAUCAUCCAGUCAGUAUUGAUGACCAUAGCCAACAACUUUGUCACUGACAAGAAUUCUGGGGAAGUUAUGACUGUAGGAAUGAAUGCGAUAAAAGAGAUAACUGCGAGAUGUCCUCUGGCUAUGACGGAAGACCUGCUCCAAGACCUCGCCCUGUACAAAUCUCAUAAAAACAAAAAUGUAAUGAUGUCUGCAAGAACUCUGAUACAUCUCUUCCGAUCAUUGAAUCCGCAAAUGUUACAAAAAAAAUUCAGGGGUAAACCUACUGAGGCCUCAUCCGAAGCCAGAAUCCAUGAGUAUGGAGAAUUAGAUGCCAAAGAUUAUAUUCCAGGAGCAGAAAUACUAGAGGUCGAGAACAAGGAAAAAGGAGGAGGAGAACAUGAGGAAGAUGGAUGGCAAAGUGCCAGUCUCAGUGAGGAGGAUGACGACGACGACGAAGAUGGGGAAUGGAUAGAUGUGCACCACUCCUCCGAUGAGGAGCAGCAAGAAGUAGCGGAGAAGAUCAAGGGCAUGCCUGUAGAAGAACAGAAAGCCAAAGCCGCAGCAGUUAGCACAAGCCGGGUUUUAACUCAAGAAGACUUCCAGAAAAUACGCCUGGCCCAGAUAGCCAAAGAACUCAACUCGGCACCUGGUAAAGCUGCAAAGAGGAAGAACAUUGAAAUAGACAGCGACGAGGAGCGCAGGGGAGAGUUGCUUUCGCUCAGAGAUAUUGAGCAUCUGCAUAAGAAGCCUAAAUCAGACAAGGAAACAAGACUGGCUACAGCCAUGGCUGGAAAGACGGACAGAAAAGAAUUUGUGAAAAGGAAAACGAAAAUGAAUCCGUUCGCGAGCUCCACUAACAAAGAGAAGAAAAAGCAGAAGAACUUUAUGAUGAUGAGAUACAGUCACAAUGUCAGAACAAAAAAUAAACGUUCCUUCAGGGAAAAACAGCUGGCAUUACGAGAUGCACUUUUGAAAAAGAGAAAAAGGCUGGUGAAAUAACUUAAAACAACAAAGAAGUGGACUGUUUUAUAUCCUUACUGGGGGUAGAGUAAUAACUCUGGAAACAGUUUUUAUAUUGGAAAGUACAGGAUCACCUGUACUGAAGAAUUGGAUGUCGAUUGCGUAUAACUCCGAAUGCAACUGAUGAUUGAAUAUAACUCUGCAGUUCCAAAUGAGUCUGAUUUGUACAUGUUGCUGUCAAGAGGCCUUAAUGUGCCAGAAGAUCUUGCAUUCUAGAAGCAUCUUAGGAAAGGAGGGAGUUACCUUUUAUUGAAUAUAACUUAUUUUGAGUUAACUGGUUAUGUCCCUGUAAAUAUUAACUAAAGCAAGGAGAAUUUCAUUGUUAAAUGUUUUGCCUGAAUCAUGGAAAAUGUAAGUCCUAGAUCAGUCCAUGUAAAAUAACUUUUACAUAGAUUAAAAACUUUGUGCCUUUCAUGA